This is a messenger RNA of Thunnus maccoyii (southern bluefin tuna), 1495 nucleotides long. Its product is annotated as galectin-4-like. The coding region runs from base 64 to 1260 and encodes 398 amino acids. Lineage: Eukaryota; Metazoa; Chordata; Actinopteri; Scombriformes; Scombridae. Gene Ontology annotation, molecular function: carbohydrate binding. The transcript is spliced from 14 exons. The record is from RefSeq and is a predicted model, not a curated record.
GGCAUCCAGCAGCCUGACAGCUCUCCUGUUUCCAUCUGCUUCUUCAUCUCAUCAACUGCUGCCAUGACGUUUGUCGCUCCUCCUGGCUACCAGCCAAUCUACAACCCUACAAUCCCUUAUCUUGGGCCCAUUUAUGGAGGCCUGAGGGACGGUACGUCCAUCUACAUCCAGGGAUCCAUUCCUGAUGAUAUCACCAGGUUUUUCAUCAACCUGCUAUGUGGAGAGUAUGAGUCCAGCGACAUCGCCCUCCACUUCAACCCUCGCUUUGACGGCUGGGACAAAGUGGUCUUCAACACUCGGCAGAAUGACUCCUGGGACGAGGAGGAGAAGAUUCGUGAUAUGCCCUUCAGCAAGGGCGAGCCCUUUGAAAUGGUCAUCAUGGCCACUUCACAAGGCUACACGAUCAAAGUCAGGGGGAAUGACUUCCACACCUACGAACACCGUAUCCCUAUGGACAGAGUGCGUGGAAUGCAGAUCGGAGGAGAUGUUUCCAUCCAGACCAUUAAUAUCAUAGGGGCAGGAAUGGGAGGAGGAAUGGGAGGAGGAAUGGGCGGAGGCAUGGGAGGAGGCAUGGGCGGAGGCAUGGGAGGAGGCAUGGGAGUAAGUACCUUUAAUCAUUGUUUAACAUGUUCAUGCUCUUUCAAACAGGGAGGAUAUCCAGGAAGUGGAAUGGGGGGAGGAUACCCAGGUGGCAUGGGAGGCGGUAUGGGUGGAGGCGGUAUGGGAGGUGACAUGGGAGGUGGAUAUCCAGGAGGUGGAAUGGGGGGUGGCUAUCCAGGAGGCAUGGGAGGUGGUAUGGGGGGAGGAUUUCCAGGAUCAAACCUGCCGAGCAUGGGUGGGCAGCCAGUCUACAAUCCUCCCUUGCCCUACUCCAACAUGAUCCCAGGAGGGAUGUUCCCUAAGAGGACCAUCAUCAUCAGAGGCAUGGUGAACUAUGGAGCAGACAGCAUAUGCAUCAACUUCAUGUCGAGCAGAUCUCGGGACAUCGCCUUCCACAUGAACCCCAGAGUGAGGGAGGGGAUUGUGGUGAGAAACAGCAUGAUUGGAGGUGACUGGGGUCAGGAGGAGAGAGACGGCAGCAUGAACCCCUUCAUGGAGGGACAGUACUUUGAUAUGUCAAUUCGCUGCGGGAACCAGAGAUUUAAGGUCUUUGUGAACGGGCAGCAUCUGUUCAAUUUCUUCCACCGCUUCCAGUCCUUUAAUGAGAUUGACAUGCUGGAGAUUGAAGGCGAUAUGCAGAUCUCCUACAUUCACUUCUGAAACCUCACACACCUACGCAUCAUAGUAUUCAUUCUGUACAUUAUUCAACUAUUUCAUGUGCUUUUUAGGUGUCGGGUGAUAUUUCAGAGGAUAUAUCAGCCCCUGUGUUGUUCAUCUCAGGUUCAUAAUCUUCCUGCUGUCUGAUCAUAAAUAUCAAUAAGACAAAACUUUACCUCAUUAUCAACUGUAUUGUUCAUACCUGAUAAACUGAAUCAAUAAACAUGUCACUAAAACA